GGGAAAGAGAGAAAAUAUGGCCUCCUGCCAUUUAAUUUUAAAUUUUAGAGCUGUCUCUCCAGUAGUAAGUAGCGAUGCAGUGCAGUAGUAUCUAAAACCACAAUUACAUAGGGCUGAAGUCGUUGGGUCUGAGCUCUGCUCCUCUCAGAUGGGGACCCAUGACACUUCUGGCCAUUUAGUUGAAGCAUUUUGGCCAUGGUUUUCUGUUAUGUCUUUGAAUACACUGUUAGGUUUUAUCUGUCAUACAUAGUUGUUUUAUUAGAUAUAUAAUCCAUGGGUUUGGUGUGUGCAUUUCUGUUACAUUUGGAUCCUUUCUAACUUGCAGAGUGGCUUUUUAAAUAGGAUAUAUAGCUAUAUCUCCAAGCUAUCUUUGGCUUUGUGAGGCUGUUAGUGGUGGUGUUAACCUACCGUUAUCAGGCAUUGCUCCAUUCCUUAGAAGGGCCCCUGAAGGAGCUCACAUCCUCCUAGUUUUCUUGCAGUGCUGUUUGUAGGCAGGAAUUGCAUAAAAACUUCAUUUUCCCCCUACAGCGAAUUACCUUUGUGAAUACAAUGCUACAGAAAAGCAGUUUAAAAAAAAAAAAAAAAAAUCUCAGAUUUACACAGAGGGGGCAGCACUGACAUUUUCCCUGCAGUAUUGCUGUUAAGAGCCCAGUAUUCCUCUCGCCAUGAGCAAACCUGUGUGUGUGUAGAGGAUGAAGGCAGACUGAGCUCGUCUGCCUACAAACGCCUCUAAGGCGCGAGGUGUUCAUCGUCUUCACAAAACACGCAGUGUUCUACAUCUCAUCUUGGCAAACCGUCACCCGAAGGCGGUGACUGCCCCUUUCCUGAUCUCUACGCCACUCACGUUUUUUUGAUCAACCGUGAAAUAAUUACAAUUUACGGUGCGUUUAACGUCGCUGUUGAACGCGGCUCCGCGGGGCGGGGGGUGCCGCGCGUGCGCGCCGGCCUCCCGCUGCGGCGCCCUGGCCGGCGGGAGAGUGCCCCCUGGCGGGGCGGCGGCGGGAGCUGUUGCCGCGGCGGGGCCGGUGCCGGCAUGCGAGCCCCGGGGCUGUGGGCGCUGCUGGCCGCGCUGCGGGCGGGCUGGUGCCUGCUGCCGCAGGCCGGCUACCUGCACCCCGACGAGUUCUUCCAGUCGCCCGAGGUGAUGGCAGGAGACAUUUUAAACCUACAGGUCUAUUAUCCUUGGGAGUUCCUUUCCAGCUCUCCUUGCAGGACAGUUGUUUUCCCAUUAAUGACAUCUGGAGUUACCUACUGGGUGAUCAAGUCUUUGCAGCAGCUGGACAUAUGUUCAAGUUGCAUCAACAGCUACACACUUCUUGUAUCCCCUCGCCUUCUCUUUACAAUCUUUUCUUUCAUACUCGACUAUAGCGUUUAUCGAUUAGCUCCUUUCUGGGAUGUGGAUCCAUGGAAAGCGCUGGUACUUCUUGCUGGGUCAUAUGUCACUCUGGUGUUUUAUACAAGAACAUUUACCAAUGCACUUGAAGGACUUCUCUUUGCUCUUCUGAUGGUACUGGUUUCCUCAACAAGGUCUGAUGGCAGCUCAGCAGAGCCAACGAGCAGCCCUCUCAUAGGCAUUAUAACAACUGCUGGGUUUUUCAACAGGCCAACCUUUUUGGCAUUUGCUCUAAUGCCCCUGCUUUACUGGGCAGGUUUAGUUGUUGGCUCUCAAAAGAGCAUUAAAACCGUUAUAAACCACUUUUUGAAGCUUGUCCUAUGUGCAUGUUUUACUGCCAUUGUUUUUGUAACAGCUGACACCUUCUAUUUUACCUCCGUGGGCUUAGACGAUCUCUACAGCAUUAAAAACAACAGCCUAUUUGAUGCAGUAGCUCAAUUAAAUGAGAAACUGGUAGUAACCCCUUUAAAUUUUCUCAGCUAUAAUCUUAAUCCGCAUAAUCUUGCACUGCAUGGAAGUCACCCACGAGUUACACAUUUUACAGUCAACGGAAUAAUGCUCUUUGGGAUCUUACAUGUUCUGGCUAUCCGUGCUGGUUUUAAAAUGUUAAAGAAAUACUUCCAUCAAUUAAUAAGGGUCAAGUCACAUUACUGUGGGUCAUCUGGGCUAUUGGUUCAUUCUGAAGGCAAUCCAAUGUUACUGCUGUUUUAUUUUGUUCCUUUGGCAUUUCUCUCCCUAUUUAGUCACCAAGAACCUCGUUUUCUCAUUCCUCUCAUCUUGCCAUUAGUCCUGUUCAGCACAUCACAGAACAGCACUAUGAAGUGGAAACACAUCAUUAUUAUUUUCAAUGUUCUUGGGGCUUUGCUGUUUGGGUGCUUACACCAGGGAGGACUGAUACCAUCUUUGUUUCACUUGGAGCAACUCGUACAUUCUCCGGAGUCCUCAAGCCAUCCAAGACACUAUACUCUACUCUUUGCUCACACCUAUAUGCCUCCUAGGUCUCUGCUUAAUAUCCAGAAGAGAGACACGCAUGUAGAAGUCAUUGAUAUGGCAGGGUCUGAAGAAGAAAUCCUCUGCCAAACAGUAGGGCAGCGAGCAAGCAAUUUUACCUGCAAUGACUGUCAUAUAUUUGUUAUAAUCCCUGGUACAAUCAAAACCACAAUUACAAAAUGCGGUGUCUUGUUCAAGAAUGAGACUUUGAUAUUUCCACAUUUAUCAAUGGAAGACCCCCCACAAAUACCCUUCCUAUUCAGUGCAAAUUGGAGAAGUCAGUUGGGAUUAUACAUCCUUCAGGUAGAUAAAAAUCAGUAGAGCCUUUAGAUUUUAGGAGAAAAAUGUUUUUCACUUCACUUGGGCACUGCUCAAAGGUGCCACGAGACUUUCCUCUUCACAGACCCACUUUCAGCACAAGCAGUGGUACUGGAAGCUCCCCUCGGUCUCUUUAUUCCCUCUCUUCAUGGUCUUACACUCACCAGUAAAGCCAGUUCUGGGUAGAACCUGCUUAAAAUUAUUCAGUCCCUGUGGUCUUUCAUAUGAACUUGUGCAAUUUUCCUGAUAAGAGAGGAUGAAAUCAGAGCCUACCAAAAACUGUGAUUCAAGUUUAGCUUUUUCCAUGUGAGAUUUAUUUUUGAAACAGAGGGUUUGUGGAUUGUGUGGUUUUUACUGGUAAUGGGCAUUAACUCAGCUUCUGGAGACAGGUUACAGGACUAGACAAAAGCUGAUCUGGCUCACUAAGAUUUUAUUUUUAAGCUUUUAAAAAUUCAGAGCCUCCCCUCAGUCAUGAGACCAGGCUGCAGGCACAAUACAGGCACCAGCACUGUAAUACUGUCUUGGAUAGUUCUGUCUUGAAAAAUCCCCAGCAUUGAUCUGACAAAAGCUGAUUUAGAACAUGGAAGUUACUUCAGCGUAAGUACUUGUGCUAAAUCCUAAAAUCUAACGCCUGUGUAGCGUUUCUUGCCACAGUUCCGUUCUUGUGGACAUGCUACAUAUGUAUUACAUACAGCAGCCUGAGAAUGCUGCGUUUUGAUGAAGCUCAUCUGCUAUUCAGCUGCGCAGUCCAUGCAGCCUAUCCCCUGCACGUUCCUGCUGCACAUCUCUCAGCUCUAAUCACUCUGUCGAGGCUCUAGCGCUGGCAGGCCCGGCGCUGAGCUAUUCAAGGAGCUGCUCAGGCAGAAAACAGGUAACUCACAGGGAUUUGGUCCUUUGUAUGCGUUUCACCAGACAGAUCCCAGAGCUGGCUUAUUGCAGGGUUAGAGAUACACCAGUUCUGCUGCAGUGGAGCAUGUGAGAAUCCAGGGAAGGAGCCACAUCCCCUGUGCCUCCCUUCUGUUUUAGUAACAGCUCCCCAUAAAAUCAGCUUAUUUAAGAAUGACAAAUCACAUCCUCUCUCUCUGUUGAAGGGAAUUUUUAAAGCGGGAUAUAAAUAACCCUGAACUUCAGCUCAGAAUAAUGUAUAUGCUUAAUAGUAUAGCAGAAGUAACAAUGUUCAUUUCUGCCUGUCUGAAAUUCUGGGUCCAAAACAUCCUGACACAGAGGGAGGUACUAAUUUGGCAUAUGUGUUGUAGGUCAAGCGUCUCUCAGUGAAAUAAGUCCAACACUUGAAUUCUUUCUGCUCACAAAGGCAGUAACGUUUUUUGAAGUUUUUAAUCCCUAUAGCUUUACACAAAGUCUUAUGAGCCAUUUUUUUUUUAACAGAGGCAAGAAGAAUAUAAGUUGAUGCCAGGCUCAAAAGGGAAGCUAGGAAAAAUUGCUCUGUGAAGGAUUUGCCUGUAUCUCCCAAAUUAUAUGUAUGAUCUACAUUUUUAAGGAGCAUAGCUCUUGUUCUUUUGUAAAACAUUCUGUGUUGUCUCCCCUACAUGUUCAUCUCUCAUCCUUCAUCCCUCAUUAUUGACAAGCCUGUAAAUUAAAGGUGCAUGUGUUGGGGGGAGGCCAGGGGAGAAGGGAUGCCUAUAUGUUUGUACAGGUGCUCAUGAAGUAGUGGAAGUAGGUACGAACGUGCCAUGACAGCAGAUAUAUUUUCCAAGUUAAUUUCCUUUUCUCUUAUAUUGGGAAGACAGCUGUGUGCCACAGCUGGUACUCCACUUCCUGCUUACUGUUUAAAACUUUCUUAAACAGCUUCAGUUUCAAAGGUUAUUUUAAUAAAACUUAGGAUCUCUGGCAAUCUCACUGGGGUAGAUAUUGAAACUCUUCAGGGAUGCAAUGGAGCACUAUUCCCAUGGUAUGAUGCCUUCUCUACUGCUGCACAGGUAACCUGUGAUAGAGCCAGGGAGAGAACCUGAACUAUGAAUACUAACUCAGACUGAAAAUAUACUGUGUUUGGCUCACCAGCUGGACCUUCAUCCUUUAUACCAUAGAUCCAGUUUUUCCAUCCAUGUGCACCUAAGUCUUUGGUGGUGGGAAGUUUAUUUUUACCAGCAAUGUUAGAAACUGUAUCUCAGAUAAUUUACAAGCUUCUUUCCAUCUGGAGUGAUACAAAGAACAGAAAUCAUCCUCUCCAGGUAACUAAGCAGCUGAUCAACUGGAUUAAAUAGUGAAACAUGCUAUGAAGGAAGGUUAACUACUUUAGUUUCAUUUAUGUUGUUUGAUACUGCAAUUUAAGGCAGCCAGCCCAGUGCAUUAUAUAUAAUAGAUACACCCUUUUCCAUGUUUAUAUUUAACAUGGCUUUAUAGGUAAUUUUUUGGCCCUGAACCUUUCCUGCUACCAUAGACCUAAGGUGUGCUUUUAGGACAGCUACUCAAUCUCUUUUACCUACCUGUAAA
Columba livia (rock pigeon) is the source of this 5152-nucleotide messenger RNA. It is a transcript of the gene PIGZ, whose product is annotated as phosphatidylinositol glycan anchor biosynthesis class Z. The transcript is spliced from 2 exons. Gene Ontology annotation, biological process: GPI anchor biosynthetic process. The coding region runs from base 1034 to 2704 and encodes 556 amino acids. Lineage: Eukaryota; Metazoa; Chordata; Aves; Columbiformes; Columbidae. The record is from RefSeq and is a predicted model, not a curated record. Gene Ontology annotation, molecular function: alpha-1,2-mannosyltransferase activity. Gene Ontology annotation, cellular component: endoplasmic reticulum membrane.